AUGCGCAACUCAAUUGCCAGAGCUUCUCGACGAAACGCUCUCAACCAUGUGAACCUGAGCGUGCUUCCGGAUGUUGGAGAUCCCUGGCCCGAGAGUGGCCCAGCUGGGGGACAUGUCAUGGCGCGGAGGCUCUCAUGCCUUAUGUGCAGACGUCGCAGGAAGGUCUCCGCUGUGAUGAUUGAACCCAACGGCGUGCUGCCGGAAGUGGGAGAAGGCGGAGAGAGCGUCGAGCUUGCGCGGCAAAGCGAGGCCGAGAGCUCGUCAUGUUGGCUUCGCGAGUAUUUCCUGCUCUGUCUCCUAGUCGCAGGGCUGCCGUGUGCGGCCUCCGUUGUUCUUUGGUCCGACCUGGGCUUUGGCCAGGAGGUGUACACUUACUUCUUUGGUGGCACAGAGCACGGGGCGAUCUAUGCUGGACUGGCAGUGCUGCUGCUGCUGUGCCUGUACCUAUUGGACUUCUUUUGGCCCCCUCACCUGGAAGGCCAAUACUUCGUCCUCUGCGACAAGGACAUGUUUGUUGGGAGGGCCAUUGUGGGCAUCGCGGGUAUGCUGUUGUUCGCCGCAGCAUUAAAUCUGGCAGAGACGUAUCCAGCCGUGCCCAUCCAGUGCACGGUUCUGCUGGGCCCAUUACUGACCACGGUUGUGCGGGCCUUGACGCGGCCUUUGCCAGAGGAGCCAGAGCCUGUCUUCAACCAAGUAGGGCACGUGCACAGCAUGAGGAUGCUGAAGAUGCAGCGCUACGUUGGUUCGGAGAGGGAUGCUACAGCAUUCUAUGCUGGUAGCAUGACGGCUUUUUUUCUGCUUGGAAUUCUGACCUUGGCCGUCUGGUUGGUGUGGGCGCUCAACGAGAAUAUCGAUUUCAGUGACAUCACUUUCGGUGACGCCGAGUCGGCCCGCACUCCCAGCUCCCAGCUUCACGUCGCGACGAGGGUUUACAUAAACUUGCCUGUGCCUGCAUGCUGA
Molecule: messenger RNA, 960 nt
Organism: Symbiodinium sp. CCMP2592
Lineage: Eukaryota; Dinophyceae; Suessiales; Symbiodiniaceae
Source: the annotation of a GenBank genome assembly